Bathycoccus prasinos is the source of this 1692-nucleotide messenger RNA. RefSeq names its product sugar transporter. Gene Ontology annotation, biological process: transmembrane transport. Gene Ontology annotation, molecular function: transmembrane transporter activity. Bases 1 to 1692 code for a protein of 563 amino acids. The transcript has a single exon. Lineage: Eukaryota; Viridiplantae; Chlorophyta; Mamiellophyceae; Mamiellales; Bathycoccaceae. The record is from RefSeq and is a predicted model, not a curated record. Gene Ontology annotation, cellular component: membrane.
AUGAACGCAGUGUCCACGGUGACUUUAGUGGCCUCUUUAGGCGGGUUCCUCUUUGGCGCCGAUAUCGUGUUAGUCGCGCUGGCUUUACCGUACAUGUCGCGGGGCGGUUCAGAUCCGGUGGAAGGAAUAAACACGUCUUUAAAUCAGUCGCUCGUCGUCGGCGUCGCUAAGUUGAUGGCGGUAGUCGGGGUGUUUUUUGGUCUGACUGUUGCGAAUAGUUACGGAAGAAUAACGGCGUUGUGGAGCGCGGCGAUUGGGUACAUGUUAGGACCGGCGACGUUGAGCGUCGCGGAAAAUAUGGGUGAGAUUAUGGUUGGACGAGUUUUGAUCGGCGUGUCCAUCGGGAUGAGCGCGGUGGUCGUGCCUAUGUACGUGGCGGAAAUGUCCUCGAACGUAGAUCGAGGGAAAAAUGUGGCGACGUACGAGUUGUUAUUGGCGUGCGGGACGUGUUUUGCUGCCGCGAGCGACGCGUUAUUGAGGCCAGAGUGGAGGAAAAUGAUGCUCGUGGUGAUUCCUUUCGCCGUUUUGCUGUUUCUUUUAUCGAUGUUUUUACUCGUCGAAAGUCCGAGGUAUUUGUUGGAACAGGAUAGAAAAGAGGAUGCCAAAGAGGUUUUGAAACGAUUAUUAUUGAAUAAAAAAGUAAAGGAUGACGACGACGAGCAAUUUAAUUCUUCUUUGAUGAGGUCGUAUAAUGUUGGAGAAAGAGGAGGGUUUAGUAGUAGUAGGAAUAGUCAUAGUAGUAGCAACAAGGGGGUCUCGGUCUCGUCGUACGAAAGCUACGCGAUGGACCAAUCUAUUAGCGUUCAAGAGAGGAAGGACGCAGAGCUCGAAAGGCUCGCGGAAAUAGAAUUGAAUCAAAUCGUGCGCACGUUAGAUCAACAAAAUUUGGGAGGAGGAGGAGGUAGAGGUCAAAGCGAAGAAGGGAACAACAACAACAUGUUCGAACACGCGAAACGAAUCGUCGCGAAAAUCAAAUCGUUGCGCUCAAACGCAAACGCCUUCGAAGCGACGAAGAUUUUAAUCGCGUUGGCGGCAUUCAACCAAUUGAGCGGUAGUACCGCCGUCAUAAACUACGCGCCACGACUGUUGGCGGGUGGUCAAGGUUCGCAGUUCGAUUCCGUCGCGCAUUCGACGUCGUUUGCGAUUUCAAUCACGAUUACGAAAUUAUUAGGGGUUGCCGUAGGCGUAUACUUUGUCGAUUGCCAUUCAGACGACGACGAAAGAGAAGAAGAACGCACAGAAGAACCACCAGAAGGAGAGGAAGAAAACAAGAAAUUCUACGGGGGACGAGUUUCUUUAUUAUUUUACGGCGGCAUCGCCGCAUCGCUCUCGCUGUUUUUCGCGGCGUUUGGCGUCGUCGGCCACGAAUAUCUCGUCUUGAUCGGCUUGUGUUUAUUCACGUUUUUCUUCAGCUGUUCCUGGGCGCCGGUGUUUUGGGUGUUGGUCUCGGAGAGUUUCGAAAACGAACACAAAUCCGCGGCGAUCACCGUCUGCGUCGCGAGCUUAUUCUUUUUCGGCGCCGUCGCGGAUUUCUAUUUCUUACCUUUCAUAGAAUGGAACGAAGGCGUCGCUCUCACUUUCGCCGGCGCUAUUCAGCUUUGGGGCGCGAUCUUCGCCAAACGGAAUUUGAAAGAGACGAGCGGCAAGUCCUUGAAAACGAUAAGCGAAAGUUACGGAUUAAGAAGCACGUGA